Messenger RNA from Lates calcarifer (barramundi perch), 2044 nucleotides. Its product is annotated as CAP-Gly domain-containing linker protein 1. The record is from RefSeq and is a predicted model, not a curated record. Gene Ontology annotation, molecular function: protein binding. Lineage: Eukaryota; Metazoa; Chordata; Actinopteri; Centropomidae. The transcript is spliced from 5 exons. The coding region runs from base 55 to 1347 and encodes 430 amino acids.
GAGACUUGCUGUUGCAGUUAGCUGUUAAGCAAAGAACCAAUCUCAUCUCUGAAAAUGGUCACCAAGGUGUUUUUCUUCAUUGCUCUAUUUGGAGUUGCAUCCUCCACACUUCCAAGAACACGGACGUGUGACCCAGUGCAAGACGAGCCUAAGAAACCACCAUCUCAUUGCUCAAAUUACAUAAACAUUGAAUACCUUGAUGAGCAGAUGGAAAGAAUCGAGUAUGAACUGACAAAGAGGAUUCAUGCUGUGGAAAAAAAGACAAGAAACAUCGAUGAGCUCAAAGGAUUAGGUACAAAGCUACAGGAGUUAGAGUCACAUAUUGAGAGUGAAUUCCACAACACAAAGAAACAGCUGGAAGAAAGCCAAGAUGACAUUGCUGGCCUGAAGAGAGAAGUUCAAAAACUGGUCAAUCACAGGGAGAUAGUGGGAGGAAACCUCACUAAGAUCGAAGCGAGGCUUGACACAACUGAGAGGCAGCUGAGGGAAAAAAAAGCAAAGCUCGAAAAUCUGGAGACAGAAACUGAGACUGCAUUCAGUGACACACAGAAACUGUUGAAUCUGUACAAGAGUGAACUGUCCAACCUCAACACAACAGCCCAAGAGCUUGAAGUCAAAGUCGAAGCCCGGCUUGAUUCCUCAAGGGCUGAACUUGAAGCUAAACUGAAGAAAAUACAAACAGACAGUGAAGCUUUCAGCACAAAACUGAAAGAACAAAAAGAUGAAGUUGAGAAAUUUAAGGGAGAAGCUGACAAGAAGUUCAUGGAUGUUAAUGAACAGCUACAAACACAAAAAACGAGUCUGACCAAGCAGAAGGCUGAUGCUGAAACUCUAAGAGAUGAUGUUGCAGGAAUUACAAACCGACUGACGUCAGCUGAAGAAAAAGCUGAUGAACAAAAGACACUCAACUCAGAGGUGGAUAAACUUAAAGCAGCAGUCAAUACAAAGGUUGCAUUUUCUGCAACUAUAAUCGAAUCUAAAGAUGUGUUCACCGGACCCAAAACUGCCACCACCAGUAGUACUCUGAUCUUCAACAAAGUCUUCACAAAUGUUGGCAAUGCUUACAACAGUAAAACAGGUGUCUUCACUGCUCCAGUGAAAGGGGUUUACCACUUCUCCUUCAUGACUUUUGGCUACAACAGCUACACUUCAGGGGGCAUCUUGGUGAAAAACGGGCAUUAUCAAGUGAGCACCUGGGAAUUUACAGGACCAGAUACCAGCGACACCACCAGCAACACAGUAAUUCUUGAACUGAAUGUCAGAGACUGCAUCAACAUCAUCUUGUGGGAGGGUGGGAAAAUACAUACAGGUGUCUUUAGUGGGUUCCUCAUCUACCCAACAUUGUAGAUUUCUGACAGUGAACAAGAUUCUUUAUUCAUUUUUAUUCUCAACAAUUUCUCAUGUAAGGUGUGACUAUCCAGAGGUUGAAUGAAUUAUACCUUUGUAACAUUCAGACAAAAAUGUGUUGCUGGGCCUGGACCUUAAAAUAUAAAGUCAAUUUAGCACUUUAAUCCUGGAUUGUACCACACUUAUUAUAUCUAUCAGUACAGAAUCUAUAACGCUAGCCAUACAAACACACAGGCUUAAUGACUUCUCUGGAGAAGGAAGGCUGUGUUUGUUUCAUGAUUUAGGUGAAACUGAAGUGAUGUGAUGUAUAUAAUGAUUUAAGGACUACAUAUUUGUGGUAGGAUGAUUAUUUUGUAUUUUAGGAAGGGAGUAUUUCUGCGGCAGAUCAUUUUUACUUCUAUGUGAUUGAGACAAAUAAACAGCUUCUACACUUUAAAAUGUUUUAACAUCUGAAAAUAAUAUAUGAAACUCAGUCAUCCAUAAAAAUCCUUACAAAAACAACAAUAACUUUACAUUAAGUCUAUUGAAGAUACAUCAGUUUGUUAAAUGUAGCGUCAUUAUAUUAUUUGUAGACGAUUCUGUUUUUUAAACAUUCACAAUAAUAUGUCUGGAUCUAUGCAAAACUGAAUGAUUUUGUGAGAUUAUCAUAGUAUGUAUUUCUACUGCUUCCAAAAUAAAUAAAUAAAUAAAUCAAACA